Messenger RNA from Puccinia graminis f. sp. tritici CRL 75-36-700-3, 492 nucleotides. RefSeq lists its product as uncharacterized. Bases 1 to 492 code for a protein of 163 amino acids. Lineage: Eukaryota; Fungi; Basidiomycota; Pucciniomycetes; Pucciniales; Pucciniaceae. The record is from RefSeq and is a predicted model, not a curated record. The transcript has a single exon.
AUGUCCGGGACAGAAAAACACGAUACCCCCGCUUCAAAUGGGGUUCCGGUCUUAGAUGGGUCAAAUUAUACUAACUGGCAUUCUAGAAUGUUUAUCUUUCUCCGCGGAAAGAAACUCUGGAAAUGUUGCACUGUACCCAUCGCCGAGGAUGCCACUGAAGAAGAAAGAACCGCUUAUGAAGAAGCGGGCGACAAAGCCAUCUCAAUCAUCACCUCCAGAAUAAAUCAUCGAUGCUAUAACAAGGUCGUCAACUCUCUCACUGAUUCCGAUCCGAUUGCUCUCUGGAAGAAAAUCGCAUCUCAAUACGCUUCGCACUCCGUGAUCAAUCGAGGACGCGUUGUAAGACUCAAAAGUGGUGAUGAAACCCUUUUGCUGAAUGGAGAAGGGGAUGAUGGAGUUGCAAGCUCUGCCCUUCUAUGCUAUCAGAACAACAAGACCACCAAGCUUAGCUUGGCAGUUAUAUUUAUCGUGAUAGAGGAUAGUUCAAGAUGA